Chrysochloris asiatica (Cape golden mole) is the source of this 5604-nucleotide messenger RNA. RefSeq names its product coiled-coil domain containing 108 (gene CFAP65). Lineage: Eukaryota; Metazoa; Chordata; Mammalia; Afrosoricida; Chrysochloridae. The transcript is spliced from 33 exons. The record is from RefSeq and is a predicted model, not a curated record. The coding region runs from base 1 to 5604 and encodes 1867 amino acids.
AUGGCCCUGCUCAAGGACAGCAGGGACUGCACCAUGAACUCUGCAGCAUGCCUGAGUGCCAGCACAGUGGCUGCCCUCACCAUCAAUGGCAGCAACUCAGCCCUAAGUGCCUGCAGCAACAAUACCAGUACCUGUCAACGUUCCAGGACCAAGGAAGCUCAGCUAUGCUUCCCAAAGAAUCAGGACAAAGUGAAGAGGAGAGUCAUCUGGGGUAUCGAGGUCGUGGAGGAGCUUCACUGGAAGGGCUGGGAGCUGGGGAAGGAGAUGACCAAGAACCUGGCUUUGAAAAACCUAUCCUUGAAAAUUCAGAAGAUCAAGUAUAGGCCUCCCAAGACAAAGUUCUUCUUCACGGUUAUCCCUCAGCCCAUCUUACUGAGCCCGGGCAUUACCCUCACUCUUCCCAUCUUCUUCCGGCCUCUGGAGGAGAAGGAAUACAAGGACCAGCUGUGGUUUGAGAAAGCAGAGGGGAUGUUCUGUGUGGACCUGAGGGCCAUGCUGCCUUGUCACAAGCUGACCUGCCCACCGUCCCUGAAGCUACCCACGUGUGCUGUGGGAGACACGGUCGAGGCCUCGUUCUGCCUGGAUAAUGUGGGGGACCUGCCCACCUUCUUCACCUGGGAGUUUUCCAGCCCAUUCCAAAUGCUGCCCACCACGGGACUGCUGGAGUCAGGCCAGACCUGCCAGGUCAAGGUGACCUUCCAGCCUGUGAUGGCUGUCAUCUAUGAGGUACAGGCCAUGUGCUGGUUCGGGGACAGCAGCAAGCAGAAGACCAGCAUCCAGCUGCAGGCUGUGGCCAAGUGCGCCCAGCUGCUGGUGAGCAUCAAACAGAAGCGGCCAGAGGACCAGGACACUGAGGGCUGCCAGAAGGUGUUACACUUUGGCUUUGUCCCUGUGGGCUGCACCGCCCAGAGGCAGAUCAAGCUGUAUAACCCAUCAGUGGUGAGUGCCCCCUUCCGGAUUGAAGUGGCCUCAGACAUGUUGGUCAAAGACCAGGCUUUCUCAUGCCACACAGCCCAUGGCAUCGUGCCCCCUGGAGAGAAGAAGUAUGUGUCUGUGUUUUUCCACCCCGAGACCUUGGACGUCAGAACUAUGGACUACAUCUCAAUCAUGCCCUCCGGCUGUGCCUCACAAACCCUGCUCAAAGUUGUUGGUUACUGUAGAGGUCCAGCUGUGUCCCUACAACACAACUGCAUCAACUUCAGCUUGAUUACCCUGGGGGCACGUGCUGAGAAGCCCUUAUGGAUUGAGAACAAGGCAGACUGCACAGCCUACUUUCAGUUUGCUAUCGACUGCCAGGAGAGUGUCUUCAGCAUCAGGCCUGCCUUUGGGACGCUGAGGGGCAAGGCCCGCAUGACCCUGUACUGUGCCUUUCAGCCCACUAACCCCAUCAUCUACUUCCGGAGAGUGGCCUGUCUCAUCCACCACCAGGAUCCAGUUUUCCUGGACCUGCUCGGGACCUGUCAUUCGGACAAUGAUAAGCCAGUCAGCCUAAGGCCCCAGCACCUCACUUGGUACCGCACACACCUGGCACGGGGCCUGACGCUCUAUCCUCCCGACAUCCUGGGCAGCAUGCUGAAGGACAAUAAGUUGGAGCAGGAUAAGAAUGGGGCUCUCAUGAUCCCCAACGAGGACCUGGAGAACAAGCCACCCCAACAGUACCCUGCCAUUCCUCCCAUGACUGAGUACUUCUGUGACGGCACCAGAGACAUGACCGUGUUCCCCCCACCUGUCAGCAUAGAGCCCUUGGAGGUGGACUUUGGUGCCUGUCCCAAGCCUAAGACCCCCAGCCCCGUGCCCCUGUACCUGGUAAACCACACUAAGGGCAAGAUCACCGUGAUCUGGACACGUAGGCCUGACUGUCCCUUCUGGGUGAGCCCAGUCACCUGCGAUGUGCCCCCGCUCAAGUCCACUGCCCUACGCCUGCACUUCCAGCCACCACACCCCAACUGCCUGUACUCAGUGGAGCUGGAAGCCUUUGCUGUCUAUAAGGUCCUACGGAACUACAGUAACAUAGAGGUGGACUGCACAGUGUGCCCAUCCUGGUGCCUGACACUGCGGGCUCAAGGCCACAGCUAUUAUGCUGACUCCGAGCAUCACAUCCCCCAAUACUCCCUGGAUGCCCCCAAGCUGUUUCCUGCCGUACCUCCCGGGGAGCCCUCCUACCGCAGUCUGCUCCUCCUCAACAAAGGCCCCAUGUUACUGACCUUCAGUCUGGUCCCCAAAAGCAGCCCAGAUGUCAUCCUGCGACCCAGCUCAGGUCUAGUGGCCCCUGGAGCCCACCAGAUCUUCCUUAUCUGCACUUACCCCAAGGGUAACUCCUGGAAGCAGCACCUUUUCUACCUGCAGUUCAACUCCUGCCCCCAGUAUCUCAAGGAGGUGAGCUUGCUGAGCCGCGAGGAGCCACUGCAGCUAAGGCUGGAUACUUGUCAGACCGUCUUCUUCAAGCCCACCUGGGUGGGCAGCUCCUCCACCAGUCCCGUUACCCUGAGUAAUCCCUCACGUCUGCCCUUGGAGUUCGAAUGGAGGGUCUCUGAGCAGAACUGCAAGAUGCUGGCUGUCCAGCCUGCCCGCAGUCUCAUCCAACCCAAUGAGAACAUUACCCUGACGUGGAUCUUCAGUCCUUUGGAAGAGAUGAAGUACCUGUUCCGAGUGGGGAUGUGGGUCUGGGAAGCAGGCCUGCCCCCAGACACCAAGCCCCGUACCACCACCCACUACAUGCUGCGGUUGGUGGGCUUGGGCAUCACCAGCAGCCUCUCUGCGAAGGAGCAGGAGCUGGACUUCGGGAGCGUCCAGGUGAACAGCAAGCAGUCCACACUGCUGGUGCUGCUGAACAAUGGCAACUGCACCGUGUAUUACCGCCUGUUCCUGGAGCAGUCCAGCCCUGAGGUCGUCAGCAACGAUGCCCUUGAUCUGCAGCUGGAACGGACAGAGGGGAGCAUGCCACCCUGGUCCCAGGACAACAUCAACCUGAUUGCCUGCCCCAAGCAGCAGGCCCAGUACUCCUGGACCAUCAGCUACUUGCUUCUCUCCCACCGAGAUAAGAAGGUAGGGGAGAAGCAGGAGCUAUGUCGGAUCUCUCUGACUGCCGUGUAUCCACUACUCUCCAUCCUGGACAUCUGCGCUAUGGGCAGUGCUGAGGGCAUUGCACGGAAGCAUCUGUGGCGCCUCUUCUCCCUGGACAUGCUCAACAGUUACCUGCAGCGCAGCCCUACCCCCUGGGAGCUCACCUACAAGGUGCCCACCCGGCACAGCACAAGCCAGAUCCCCCCGGUCUUCACCCCUUUGAAGCUGGACUUUAAUUUUGGAGCUGCGCCACUUGAGGCUCCGCCCUCUGUGGUGCUCUUGGCCCUGAAGAACACCGGGGUGGUGCCCUUGGACUGGGCCUUCCUGUUUCCAAGUGACCAGCAGAUCAACCUGGAGCUGUGGGCAGAGCAAGCAGAGUUUAACUGCGCUGAGCUACACCAAAUGCGUGUGCAGGACAACUGCCUUUUCUCCAUCAGCCCCAAGGCCGGGAGCCUGAGUCCUGGGCAGGAACAAGUGGUGGAGUUCAAAUAUAGCCACAUGUUCAUUGGCACGGAUCGUCUCCCGGUGCUCUUCAAGGUGUCCCAUGGCCGGGAGAUCCUGCUCAAUUUCAUAGGUGUAACAGUGGAGCUGGGGAAGAAGUAUGUGCACUUCACCUCCACUAACCACCAGUUUGUCCCUGUCCCCAUCGGUGACACGCUGCCCCCACGACAGAUUUAUGAGCUGUACAAUGGGGGCUCUGUGCCUGUGACAUAUGAGAUCCAGACCGAUAUCCUGUCACAGAUUCAGGCCCAAAACUUCGAUCACCCCAUCUUCUGCUGCCUUAAUCCCCAAGGCGAGAUUCAGCCAGGUACAACCGCUCAGGUCUUGUGGAUCUUCUCACCCAUUGAGGCCAAGACCUACACGGUGGACGUGCCCAUACAUAUCCUGGGAUGGAACUCGGCCCUCAUCCACUUCCAGGGAGUAGGCUAUGAUCCCCAUAUCAUGGGGGACACAGCUCCGUUCCACAACAUCUCCUCAUUGGACAACAACUCUACAUACUCUAGACUGAUGAUUCCUGGACAGACUGUCUUCCUGUCACAGUCCUCUAUCUCCCUGGGAAACAUCCCUGUGCAGAGCAAGUGUAGCCGUCUGCUGUUCCUCAACAAUAUCUCCAAGAAUGGGGCAAUUGUAUUUUCUUGGCAGCUGAAACCUCUAGACUUCGGGGAGGUAUCUGUGAGUCCCAGAGUAGGGGAGGUUGCUCCCGAAGAGACGGUCCCAUUUGUGGUGACCCUGAAGACUUCGGUACAUGCCAGCUUCUACAGUGUGGACCUGGUAUGUAAGGUGUACCAGCAGCAACUCCUGAGGAGGUACCAUAAGGAACUACGGGAAUGGAAGGAGGAGAAGGCACGACAGGAAGUAGAAUUCACCAUCACAGAUAGGAAACCGAAGAGAAGGGUAUAUUGCACAACCUGUGGACCAAUGAGGAAGUACAAGACGCUGCCCCCCAUCAAGAACCAGCAGUCUUCCAACCGGCCUGCCAGCUGGAACCUGCAUAUCCCCAAGGAGCAGUCAUCCUGGCCGUGCCCCGAGCCACCUCCACCAGACAUGCUCUGCCUGAGCCUCACUGCCCGUGCUCAUGCCACGGAUUCCUUUCUGGCCAACUUCUUCUCAGAGUUUCCCUGCUACUUCCUGCACAGGGAAGAACCAAAGAAGACGCCUCCUGGGAAGGAGCCAGAGAUUUCUAAGGACGAAUUCACCUACGACAACUGGGCCACUGUCUCCAAGCAAGAGAAGCUGCUGCUGAUUGAUUGUCUCACCACCAUCAUCCGGGGUCUGUUAGAGGACAAAAACUUCCAUGAAGCCAUUAAUCAAAGUCUGGUGGAACAGGUGCCAUAUUUCUGCCAGUUCUGGAAUGAGCAGUCAGCCAAGUUCAUGGCCAGAAAGAGCAGCCUGCGUUUAGUACCAGUCCUGUCUCCACCUCCCAAAACCUGGGAAGAAGGAACAGCCAAGGAACUGGAGGAGUUCAAACUGAAGUUGAGGAAAAGAGAAGUUGGGGAAGAGGAAGAGCAAAAGGAAGAGGAAGAGGAACAAGAGGAAGAGGAAGAAGAGGAGGAGGAAGAAGAGGAAGAGGAGAUGGAAGAAGAAGAGGAGAUGGACAAAGAGGAAAUGGAAGAGAGGGAGAUGGAGGAGAAGGAAGAAAAGCUGACCUGGAUAAAGAUCGAGCCCAUGCUGCAUUCUGGGUCCCAAGAGACCCUGCAGUGGAACUUUCAGCAGCAGCUGAAGGUCAUAAUGAAGGAGGAACAGGAGCAAGAUGAGAAGGAGGCCAUCUCUCGACUCCCGGCCUUCGCCAACCUGCAGGAGGCGCUGCUGGAGAACCUGAUUCAGAAUAUCCUGGUGGAAGCUAGCCGUGGGGAAGUGGUGCUCACCUCGAGGCCGCGCGUCAUUGCCCUGCCGCCGCUCAACGUGCCCAGAAUAACUCCGCCGCUGCUGCAAAUACCCCCAGUGCAGCAACAGCAAGUGGAGGCGCCUCGCCUGACUGGUCCACACACCAUCGACUAUUCGCGGACGCCGGAGCCCAGCCCUUCGGACUUUCCCUCUUAG